UUGGCCAUAUAUUUCGGGUAGCCUUCAGAGUAAAACACAAUGGAUAAAAUAUGUAGUGUGAGCGAGAAAACUGACAGAGAGAGGCAAUUUAUUCAUGUCAGCAUAAACUCGUCUCAGUGAACUUCGAAGCCUCUCAAGCUAUUUUAGCUUGCUAGCUCCUAACAAAGAAACCCGGAAGUUAUGACGAAAUAAGCAGAGCUCAAGCGUGAGCGUAAACUGUUGUGUUUGUGUGAAAAUGUGUCAAAUACAAAUGCUGGGAGCCUUGGUGAAUCAGCGACUAACUCAAUAUUUUUGAAGUGAGAAGGAACGAUAGCAGAGUACGAGGAGUUACUCGAACAAAAGAGGAGAACGAGCGACAACGUCAACUACUGGACGCUGUUUUCAAGAAGCCUCACGUUGUGUUACACAGAGCAGUUCUGCAGACGUCAGUGAAGAACAUCUACCCCCUGAGCAGCAGGAGUGGAACUCCAGGAUGGAGCAGGAGGAGCCACAGCAUCCUCACUUCAAAGAGGAAGAGGAAGAGCCACAGUACCACCAUGUUAAAAAAGAAGAGGGGGAGCCACAGCACCCCCACAUUGAAGAGGAAGAGCAGAAGUCACAGCACCCGUACAUGAAAGAGGAAGAGGGGCAGCCACAGCGAACCCACAUUAAAGAGGAAGAGGAGGAUCACAGCAUCAGUCCGGAGGGAGAGCAUCUUGAAGGACUGGAGGAGUUCCCAGGGAUUGGUGGCCCUGUGAAGAGUGAAGAUGAUGAAGACAAAGGUCAAAGUGAGGAGAAGAGAGAGGUGGAGCCUCCAAGCAGCAGCUCCACUCAUCACAUGACAACAGAAGCUGAUGGAGACCACUGUGGAGGAUCACAAGCAGACAACCUCUUAGCUCCACUAUCAGAUAGUGACGACAUAACGUCACACUCUCCUGACACUGAUGAUGAAGACUCUGAAGCUGACAUGACAUGUCACACUGACAACACACGCUGGAAAUGCUCUCAAUGUGACAAAACUUUUGUUAACAAGGGAUAUCUGAAAAUACACAUGCGACAUCACACUGGAGAGAAACCCUUCGCCUGCUCAGUUUGCAAUAAAAGGUUCAUUGCUAAGCCAUAUUUGAACGAUCACACAAGAAUACACACUGGAGUGAAAGCUUUUCCUUGCUCUGUGUGUGGUAAAAGAUUCUAUCAAAAAUACCAAUUAAAAAAACACACAAAAAUUCACACAGGAGAGAAACCCUUUUCCUGCCCAGUUUGUGGUAAAAGAUUCAUUAAGAAGUCAAAUUUGGAAGACCACACAAGAAUACACACUGGAGAGAAACCUUUUUGUUGCUCAUUUUGCGGUAAAACAUUCUACCUAAAAGGUAAUUUAAAAAGACACACAUCAAUACACACUGGAGAGAAACCUUUUUCUUGCACGGUUUGUGGUAAAAGAUUCUUUCAACCAAGUCUUUUAAAAAGACACACAAUAGUACACACGAGAGAGAACCCUUAUUCCUGAGCAGUUUAAAGUUUCUCUCACAAGAUGACUUUGCCGGUGCUGUGCAGGUGCUCAUCUGUUCAUGGGCACUGUGUAACUCUAGAAAGUGUGAUGGAAAUGUUCAAGAGACUAGUGUUAGGCAAGUAGAUUUUCAAACGUGUGGCAUCUUUCUGCUUGAUUAUAAUUUCCAGUUCAUUUGGAGCAGUUAAUACGGAUAUAUAGAUAAAUAUAAAAUCCUGUCCUGUUGUUUAUCUUUCUGAAAUUGACAUAUUUCAGACAGAAAAAACAGAUAAGGCUGAUUAAAAAUUGUAAUAAUUUGACAGCCCUUAAAUGUACAGUGAUUAUAUGGAGGCUCAUGCCUGCCAAAAAAAGACCUAACGGCAUCCAUGGUUCCCCUCAGUGAUGGUGUGAAUGUUUUGUUUG
Dunckerocampus dactyliophorus (ringed pipefish) is the source of this 1888-nucleotide messenger RNA. RefSeq names its product zinc finger protein 184-like. NCBI's taxonomy places the organism in Eukaryota, Metazoa, Chordata, Actinopteri, Syngnathiformes, Syngnathidae. The transcript has 2 exons. Gene Ontology annotation, cellular component: nucleus. The coding region runs from base 473 to 1486 and encodes 337 amino acids. The record is from RefSeq and is a predicted model, not a curated record.